Sarcophilus harrisii (Tasmanian devil) is the source of this 5689-nucleotide messenger RNA. RefSeq names its product suppressor of cytokine signaling 5 (gene SOCS5). Gene Ontology annotation, cellular component: phosphatidylinositol 3-kinase complex. The record is from RefSeq and is a predicted model, not a curated record. Gene Ontology annotation, biological process: epidermal growth factor receptor signaling pathway; positive regulation of proteasomal ubiquitin-dependent protein catabolic process; cell surface receptor signaling pathway via JAK-STAT. The coding region runs from base 1283 to 2902 and encodes 539 amino acids. The transcript is spliced from 6 exons. Lineage: Eukaryota; Metazoa; Chordata; Mammalia; Dasyuromorphia; Dasyuridae. Gene Ontology annotation, molecular function: 1-phosphatidylinositol-3-kinase regulator activity.
AGCCUCACGUGAUUCCGCCUAUCAACGUGAUUGGCUCCUCCCCUUCCUCGUUGAUCGAACCAAGCUGCAUCUGCCCGUUGCCCGACUCCAAAAUGGCAGCCUCUCACUGCGUGUGCCCGAUCUGCCGGACCUCCUCGUUUCCCUUGCCUGCCCAGCCCCUCCCUCCCUCCGUUUCUUCUCCGGCCCUCACCUUAGCGCCUUUCUAUUGGUUGGAAAUAGUCCCGCCCUUCAAAAGCGGUCCCUGCCAUUGGCCGAGGCGCGCUGCUCCUCACAGCAAUCCUCCCCCCAUUCCCAUCUUCGUCCCCCCCCCCGCCCCUCCCCCCCGCCCUCAACCCCGGGAGGUAUUUUCCAUUCCGGUGGGGGUUGGGGGGGAGGGGAAAAGGCUGAGGAGGAGUGGGGGGCCUUAGGAGAAGGGGAGGUGACCAGGGAAGAGGGGGGCAUCCGGUGGAGCCGGGGCCCCCAGGCUCCGUCAGGAGGAAGCGGGAAGGCGCCCUGGCGGUCACUGAAGUCGGGACGGGGCCGGCAGCCGGACAAGCCCGCAGCCUGGCCGCGCCACCCGGACCCGUCCUGCUGGGGCGCAGGUGCCCCUAGAGGAGGCCGUCCCGCGCCCCCGGGGCCCCCGCCGGUGAGUCUCGCGCUUGCUUGCCGCGCGCCACCCGUUGGCCCCGGCCCCGUUGCCUCCCUUCUUUAGCGCUGCUGCCGUCGCUAACGGCCGCCGGCCUCGUCCCUGAGGGGCCGCUGCCGCCGAUUGCGUUCUCUUCUCCCCCGCGCGCCGGCGUGUGCCGCCCGCGCUCCUCGCGCGGCCCCAGGGGGCCGGGAUGGGCGGCUCCGGGAGCCGAGCACUGGCUUGGGGCUGGCGCGGCGUCCUCACGGGCCGGCUGCUGGAUGCGAUUACCGAAGGAGCCCGGGCACUGGUAGGAGAGAACCAUAUAAAAGAGGAAGAAACAAAAUUCAGCUAAAACAACCCAUCAAAAAAUGUGAUGACAAACGCAAUAUUCUACACCCAUGGUUGCUCUUUCACUUUUACAAAAGAAUUGGGAGAGGAGCUUCUCGUAUUUUUUCUGUUCUGAAAAACUUUAGUACUGUUCAGAAAACAUUAAUGAAAAUUUCAAGACAUACUUCUCUCCAAUGAGUAAACUGAGUAAAACUAUCAUCGAUAAUAGAGAUAUCACCCUAGAGAGUCUCCGACAGGCUCCAGGCCACACAGAUAUAACAUUCUCAUAAUGAAGCCUGUUUGAUGGGAGAUGUAUGUAAAUGUCAGUGGUUUUAGAUAUCUUAAUCAAUGGAUAAAGUGGGGAAGAUGUGGAACAACUUCAAAUAUAGGUGUCAGAAUCUUUUUAACCAUGAAGGUGGAAACAGCAGUGAAAAUAUAGAUGUGAACUCCAAUAAAUGUUUAUCUGUUAAAGAAAGGAACAUCAGCGUAGGGGAUUUGACUCCUCAGCAACAAAGCAGUCCCUUAAGAGAGAAUGUUGCCUUACAACUUGAAUUAAGCCCUUCAAAGAAUUCUUCAAGAAGAAACCAAAAUUGUGCCGCUGAUAUUCCUCAAAUUGUAGAAAUAAGCAUUGAGAAGGAAAAUGACUCGUGUCUCACUACCACGGGAACGAGACUGGCCCGCAGAGACUCCUACUCUCGACAUGCUCCGUGGGGUGGGAAAAAGAAACAUUCCUGUUCUACAAAGACGCAAAGUUCAUUAGAUACUGAGAAACGGUUUGGCAGGCCCCGAAGUGGUCUGCAGAGGAGAGAGAGACGAUACGGCGUGAGCUCUGUCCACGACAUGGAGAGCGUCUCCAGCAGGACAGUGGGAAGUCGGUCUCUGAGGCAGAGGCUGCAGGACACUGUGGGCUUAUGCUUUCCCAUGAGAACUUACAAUAAACAAGCGAAACCGCUCUUUUCUAAUAAAAGAAAAAUACACCUUUCUGAAUUAAUGCUUGAAAAAUGUCCUUUUCCUGCUGGAUCCGAUCUAGCCCAGAAGUGGCAUUUGAUUAAGCAGCACACGGCUCCUGUGAGCCCCCAUUCGACCUUCUUUGAUACCUUUGAUCCAUCUUUGGUUUCUACUGAAGAUGAAGAAGAUCGGCUUCGGGAGAGAAGACGCCUCAGUAUCGAAGAAGGCGUGGACCCUCCCCCCAAUGCACAAAUCCAUACCUUUGAGGCCACUGCACAGGUGAAUCCCUUAUAUAAGCUGGGACCAAAGUUAGCCCCGGGAAUGACAGAGAUGACUGGAGAAAACGCUGCCACGCCACAGGGGGGCUGCGACUCGGAGGAGGAUGCCCCCACCCUUUGUCUGCAGGCACGGAGGCAGAAGCAGCGCCAGGGCUCCGGGGACAGCCACGGCCAUGGCCACGGCAGCCGCCAAGGGGCCUGGAAGGUUCACACGCAGAUUGACUACAUUCACUGCCUCGUGCCCGAUCUGCUGCAGAUCACGGGGAACCCCUGCUACUGGGGGGUGAUGGACCGAUAUGAAGCGGAGGCCCUCCUGGAGGGGAAGCCCGAGGGCACUUUCCUGCUCAGGGACUCUGCACAAGAGGACUACCUCUUCUCGGUGAGCUUCCGCCGCUACAACCGCUCCCUGCACGCCCGCAUUGAGCAAUGGAACCACAAUUUCAGCUUCGAUGCCCACGACCCCUGCGUGUUUCACUCCUCCACCGUGACCGGGCUCCUAGAACAUUACAAAGAUCCAAGCUCCUGCAUGUUUUUUGAACCAUUGCUGACUGUAUCCCUAAACAGGACUUUUCCUUUCAGCCUUCAGUACAUCUGCCGUGCAGUCAUCUGUAGGUGCACUACAUAUGACGGGAUCGAUGGUCUCCCCUUACCGUCAAUGCUACAGGACUUUUUAAAGGAAUAUCACUAUAAACAGAAAGUUAGGGUGCGCUGGUUAGAGCGAGAACCAAUAAAAGCAAAGUAAACUCCAGUCAGUGCCCCAAGUAGGCUUUUGUUAGGUUUGCUUUUAUGUGCAUCAAACAGUAUACCGUAGCAAGCACAUGUACCAGUAUUAGGUUUUUUGCAAUAUCGUACUUAACUCUUAGUUUUAGUAUCUGUCCGAUGCUGUCUGCUGUUACUUAUACAAAUAACUGUGGUGCCUAUUGAAAUAAUUAGUAGAGGAGAAAGCUGCACAUGUUCAAUAAGGCCUACCCACACACAAACACACAUUUGCUGAUUUUUCUAAAUGUAUGGUUUUUCAUAGUUGUAGUAAUAGGAUGAAGCAAUUUUGGGGCAUUUGCUAUGAUAUUCUAUUUCCUACUGAAGAACAAAUGAUUAAUAUCGGGUGAGCAUUUCAACAGUGUGACUAAUAUUUGAAAUGAGUAUUUUUUCUAAGAAUUUUUCUAUAAUAUUACAAAAGUUGUAAUGUUUGUAGUUCCUCUAAAUCAAGGUUCAGAAGUCCAAGAAGUCAGGUGGCUUACCUUGCCUGCUGCCUUUUAGAAAAUGAAAAGCUCUGGCCACAAGGGCACUGUGCAGUCCACUUUUCAGUGUUGGUAUUGUUUGUAAUCUCCUUUUCUCCUUUACAAGAUUCCCAGUCCCAGUUUUUCUAAAGAAUAGUUCUUAAAACUUUAGAUUCAUGUGUAAUCAAUAGUAGAAUUUUAUUUGGAGACCAUAAGUAGGAGAGAGAACAUUUUUGAUUAGUGCUUUAACUUGAACAGGCAUUUGAAAUAGCUGCUGACCACUUAGUGCUGCAUGUGAAUUUUUAAAUGCUGACGUGCAAUCUAAACUUUGAUUCAUGGAAACUGGAUCACUUUUCAUGCCCAUAAUCAGUUUUUGAACCACGGAAAAUUGAGAAGCAAAGUGUAUAGAAGCAGCCCAGACACUAGUUAAUUAAUAACUAGAGUGGUUAUUGAAGGUGAGCUGCAUUUAAUGGUUUGGAAUGGCAGUAUUUAUCUCUUUUGGUGUAAAAUACGAGUCACUGAUUAUAAUUUAUAACGUUCCAAUAGAGUUAAUUUUUAAUGGAAAAUCUGAAAGUUAAAUUACAGAUGUAAAAGGUACUGUACAACCAUCAUAUCUGUAAAUAACUACAUUAGCACCUUUUUGUCACUUAGAAUAGUAUGCGAUACUACUUGAGUGAGCUAUUUUGGAAGUGAUAUCGAGUUCUAGUGUUCGUUUCUUAGCAUCGGACUGAAUGAACGAUUCUGUCCUAGACAUUUUGCACUAAGAUAGUUGACUCUCCACACUUGUGUCUUUUGUUAAUGUGCUCUGUACCAAUGGUGAGUGCUCCUUAGUUUCUUUGCCUGCUGCUACAAAAUGUUAUUUUACACCCCUCUGGCAAUUGCCAAGGCUACAAAUACAAGAAAAGUUAUAUUUGUAUGCAACACUAACCCUUUUAUUGUGGAUGUAUGUUUCUGCUUGCUGUGCCUUGUUAUGGCUGCUUCUCUGUGCUAAUAAAGUAUGUUUGGUGUUCUCCUUGUAUAUCUGCUGUUUUAUACAUUUGCAAAAAUUUAUCUUGUAGCAAAUUGAAUUGUUUGGGGUUUUUAUUGAGAUUUACCUGGUAACUAGUAUAGCUAAUACAGAAAUACUGUGCAGUUAAUUUUUGGUUUAUCAGAGGAAAGUAACUCUCUGACUUUAAUAUCACACAUCUUUUUCAACCAACCCUGAUCACGUAUGAUGUUGAAUGCUGUCUGUAGUUACUGCAAAUUAUGGACUUUGCAGUUGAGAUUUCACAAGAUAAAGGAUUAACAGAGAAAAUUUUGGCUAAACCUAUUAAUUCCUCUGCUGAUUACAGGUAAAAGGCUGAAACUAUUAAUGUUCUCUUUUUUUGGAAAAUGAAUAUCAAUAUUACCACAUUGUUUCAGAAGCAGUGGUAAAAUGAAGUUUUAUUAUGAACUAAUAAUAAAGCAGCAUCAUUUUUUGGUUUGGGGACCAGUUUAAUUGAUAUUAAAUGCCCAAAAUGUAGAACUUUUACCAAAGACUUGUCCAUUUUAAAGCAAAAUGGGGAAUGAAGGGACUUUUGAAAUAUCUACUGCAUCUAAUAGUGGUCCCUAAGUGAUAUAUACCAAAGUGUUUGAGAACUUCAUCCAAACCUACUUUAAAGCAUUAUGUGCAAUUAAGUUGUUACAGCAUAAUUCUAUCGCCUAACUGUUGGGUCCGUUUUCUUGAGCUCGUGAUAUACCUGGAAAAUAAAUUAAACCUCUUUUGUAAGUCCAUAAUAAUAAUUGAAAGGACUAUAUGCAAGUAAGAUCAUAUUAUAUAAAGGGGUAACUUGAAACUCCAAGAAAUCACUUCAUGUAUGUUUUUAUAUGCUUGUAGCAAACCAAUGUUCUAGUUAUGUUGUUUUGUAGUAGCUCUCAAUGGUUUUAUGUGUUAAAGAAUUUCAUAUGUUAAAUGGAAAUUGUUUUUAAAAAUGUAAAUAUUUGAGUUAAUGUAAGCAUGUAUGUGUGCUAAUGUCACCUACGUUUAAGUUUUUGUGUAUAAAUAUUAAUAUGCAACUUUUUGUUUAAAGAAUUCUCCUAAAUAUUAGCUGCUUACAUUACAUUAAAGAAAAGAAAGAAAGAAAAAGGCAUCACCAGCAUGAAGUUGCACCUACUCUUUAUAUUCACUGUGUCUUUUUUCUGAAUUCUGUUGAAGCUUCUCAGUCAAAUUUGGGGGUUUGUGAUUUUUUUAAAGUAACUUAUUUUGGAAAUACAUCUCUGCUAGAGUUUAGGCAUAUGUUUUCAUUUAUGAAUGAAGAAUGAUAAAACAUUCAUUAAACACUCACUAUGUGCCA